CUUGUAACCAAUGCAAUCUGCCUCACAAUGCACGCCGACCAGCAAUCCAAUAUAACACUGUAAGCCGACCCUGCGCGUGUCCAUCGUCAGUUCAAUGCGUGCAUCAAAGCGCGAUGCCCUUGCUGGUGGCAUGUUGCCCACGUCGGCCAUGCGCACAAUACACACAUCCCGACUGCCUGGCGAACCCCACAAUGGGCGGGCUCAAGCGCGGCUCCCUGCACCGUACGUGAUCAUCACCCGCUUCACGAGCAUGGAGCACUUCCACCUGCUCACACGCCUGUGGUCUGAUGGCGACGCCGACGCGGAGCAGGCCAUGGUGGACAAGCUGCGGCAGCUGGCACUGCAGAACUCAGACCUCGCGACUGAGUGGGAGCGCCUGAAGGCGCUGCCGGCCGCGACGCUCACCACCUUCCCCGCCAAGCUGCAUCAGCGCUGCUCACUGGCGGGGGUCGCACUACCACCACUGGACGACCCUCAAUCCCACCAUGUCCUGAAGGCCCCUAGCUGAGUGUACUCCAUCAUCCCUCGUGUUUGCACCCUCCUCCUUUGCAGUGAUGCCACCCGUCCCUGAUGUGUCCUUCUGUCUCGGCGCAUGGUGCAACACUAUACGAGCACUAUGUGACUACGGGCUCGAAACUUGUAUCUGUACCCGAUGCUCAUGCACUAGUAAGUGCGUGCGACCACGCCUGCCAUCGCCGCCAACAGGGGAGGGGGUAUGCAACUCGCUCUGAACCCAGCUCGGGAUGCAUGGGACCCGGCCAGAAGGUGUUCGGACCGGGGGGGGGCAGUUUCGACUGGGAAGGGCAGGGGGGGGGGUAGGAAACAAAGUGCCAGACUCCAUGCCCCGAAGUCCCCCGGGCCCCCCCUUGAGACGACUGACCACCCCACGGAUUAGGGGUUAAAAACCCUCCAUGUAAUACCAAAGUGGU
Molecule: messenger RNA, 929 nt
Organism: Chlamydomonas reinhardtii
Lineage: Eukaryota; Viridiplantae; Chlorophyta; Chlorophyceae; Chlamydomonadales; Chlamydomonadaceae
Exons: 1
Coding region: 251-508 (85 amino acids)
Source: RefSeq, a predicted model, not a curated record